UAAAUAAACACAAACGUAAUUUAAGACCGUUUAUAUCUCACUUUCCUUUUUGUUUUUCCCAACACAACACAAACAAACAACAAUGGCCACCCUUUCACCUCUCUUCCUCCUCCUUCUCUUCCACCACCUCGCCGUCACCGUCACCUCCAUCGGCGUUAACUACGGUACACUCGGUGACAAUCUACCACCACCAACAACCGUAGCAAAUUUCUUAAAAACAAACACAAUUAUUAACAGUGUUAAGAUCUUUGAUGUUAAUCCUGAUAUUAUAAAAGCUUUUGCUAACACUGGUAUUUCCGUUACCGUAACGGCACCUAACGGUGAUAUUUCUUUGUUGACAAAAAUUGAUGCUGCUAGACAAUGGGUUGUUACAAAAAUUAAACCUUUUGUUCCACAAACGAAGAUUGAUUAUAUUCUUGUUGGUAGUGAAGUUCUUCAUUGGGGUGAUACUGUUAUGGUUAGAAACCUUGUUCCUGCUAUGAGAACUCUUCAUUCUGCUCUUCUUGCUGAGGGUAUUACCGACAUUAAGGUUACGACGGCACACUCAUUAGCUAUAAUGCGACAAUCAGUCCCACCAAGUGCAGGCCAAUUCAGACCAGGUUACGCAAAACACGUAUUAGCACCAAUGUUGAAGUUCCUACAAGAAACAAAAACACCUUUUAUGGUAAACCCAUAUCCAUAUUUCGGUUACAAUCCAAAGAAUGUGAACUUCGCGUUAUUCAGACCAAACCGCGGAUUAGUUGACAGGAACACCAAACUGACAUACACAAACCAAUUCGACCUAUUAUUGGACGCGGUUCAUUCGGCAAUGAAGGCGGUUGGGUUUGGUGAUGUUGACAUUGCCGUCGGUGAGACGGGUUGGCCUUCUGUUUGCGAUGGUUGGGAUGCUUGUAGUGUGGCUAAUGCUCAGAGUUAUAAUGGACAGUUGGUUAGGCAUUUGGAGGAAGGAAAAGGGACACCGUUGAUGCCAAACCGGAAGUUUGAUACUUAUCUUUUUGCUUUGUUUAAUGAGAAUCAGAAACCCGGUCCAAUUGCUGAGCGUAAUUGGGGUCUCUUUAGGCCUGAUUUCUCUCCUGUUUAUGACUCUGGUAUCUUGCGCAACGCACAGAAACCAGUAGCACCAGGACGAGGAGGAGGAGAAACAAAACCAUUGCCGACUCCUGCUCCUGCAGUUGGAGAGCAGAAAUGGUGUGUGCCGAAGCCAGAUGCAAAUAACGAAGCAUUACAAGCGAAUAUAAAUUAUGUUUGCAGCCAAAAUGUUGAUUGCAAGCCAAUCCAACCUGGAGGACUUUGCUAUGCUGCCAACGACGUUAGGACUCUUGCCACUUAUGCGAUGAAUGCUUACUAUCAAGCUAAUGGAAGACAUGAUUUCAACUGCGACUUCUCUAACUCUGGUGUUGUUACUUCUAUUAAUCCAAGCCAUGAUAAUUGCAAAAUCUGAGCAUGUUUCUUGAGGGAAAAUGGUGACUUUUGAGUUGGUGACUUAGUGACUAUGCAUGCAUUCAUGUACUUGAUUAUUUAGUGUAUAUUAUUGUGGAAAAUGGAUGUUAACAAUUGCAUGACAUUUCAUGCUUAAUUAAAUAUAUGCUUCAUUUGUUUCAAAAAAAA
This is a messenger RNA of Trifolium pratense (red clover), 1608 nucleotides long. RefSeq names its product glucan endo-1,3-beta-glucosidase-like. The transcript has 4 exons. Lineage: Eukaryota; Viridiplantae; Streptophyta; Magnoliopsida; Fabales; Fabaceae. The coding region runs from base 83 to 1441 and encodes 452 amino acids. Gene Ontology annotation, biological process: carbohydrate metabolic process. Gene Ontology annotation, cellular component: plasma membrane. Gene Ontology annotation, molecular function: hydrolase activity, hydrolyzing O-glycosyl compounds. The record is from RefSeq and is a predicted model, not a curated record.